Molecule: messenger RNA, 1547 nt
Organism: Salpingoeca rosetta
Lineage: Eukaryota; Choanoflagellata; Craspedida; Salpingoecidae
Exons: 3
Coding region: 116-1375 (419 amino acids)
Molecular function (GO): copper ion binding
Source: RefSeq, a predicted model, not a curated record
UGCCAGGCAGUCGCAUCCACAUCAACCACAUCCACCACAUCAACCACAUCCACUCGCAUCAACCCAUACCACUCACAAUCCCAUCCAUCAUCCACCCACCAGCACCACCAGUGCGAUGGAGGUGAACAAGCUGGAGGAUGGGUCGCUGGCGCGGGCGUUGAGCUGGGACGAGCUGAGGACGUUGAUUGAGGAACAGCGGGUGGAGGUGCUGGGCAGAUCGACGCCGGAGCUGGCGCGGUACCGCGCUUGGCGAAAGGCGCUGACAAAGUGCUACAAGUCACCCACAGACCACCUGGCAAACGUGGUGUUUGGAUACCCCGUGCACGCGGACGCGGAGACGGGGCUGUUUGAGGUGGUGGUGCCGGACCCCGCCAAGCGCAGGCGGCGGUACAUCUUGCGUGACAACGACUUUCCAUACAACGUGGAGGACGGCAUCCGCCACUCCGUGCUAUGGGCAGAGAGCGGGGACCUCACCGACGCCAUCAUCCAAGAGCAGCUGGCCACGCUGCUGCUUGGCUGCCCAUACCUCUACUUUAUCAAUCCGCCGGCCUUGCAGUCUGUUCCACGCUUCAAGCACUGCCACGUCUUCUGGAAGGAGCGCACACAGCACAAUCCGCUUGUGCUGGAGGUGUGCGUGGACUCGGUUGCUUCCGCUGCUCAAGCACAACAAGGAGGGGCAGAUCGGUUGGAGCUGUGCUGUGCGCUAUCAGAGGGCGGCUUGACACCAACAGUGGGCCUGGCCAAAGCCGUGGUCUGCGCCGUCUCCAUUCCCGUGUUUGCGCUGGUUCGGCCAAGGGCGGGCGAUUUUCUGUUCAGCGAGGCCGAAGUGCAAAUCAUGGUGGACGACAUUGAGGCGCUACGCGCGUGUGGGAUUCAAGGGUUUGUGAUUGGCGCGCUGAACGCAGACGGUGACGUGGACACGGCAGCGAUGAAGAAGCUGCUGGCCGCGUGCGGACCGCUGCCCGUCACCUUCCACCGCGCGUUUGACAUGGUGCGGGACAUGCGGGCUGCGCUGGCGACGCUUGGCACGGCCUUUGGCGCGAAUCGCGUGCAGCGCGUGCUGACGAGUGGCGGGCGGGCGACGGCACUGGAAGGUGCGCCCGUGAUCUGCAGCCUGGCUGCCACGGCCCGCGAGCACGGCAUCACGCUCAUGGCUGGCGGCGGCGUCUCCGAACACAACGCGCAGCGGAUAGCAAGCGAGGCCGGCGUGGUGGAGGUGCACUGCAGCGCGCGUGCCAGCGUGGACAGCGCUAUGGGCUUUCGCAACACUGCCGUGCACAUGGGUGCUGGUCUCUUCCCGCCAGAGUUUUCCCAUAAACGCGCUUCUGCCCCGCGCGUGCAAGCCAUCAAGCACGCCCUCUCUGCCGCUGAGUGACGUGGGGAAUGGUUGGAGAUUGAGGGAACGAUUGGAGGGAAUGCGAGAGGGAAGCAGGGAUGCAUGGUGAUAGUGAUGGAUGGUGAUGGAUGGUGGUGAUGGAUGGUGAUGGAUGGUGAUCCUUGCGGCUGUGGGUGCACCUGGUUAAUCGACAUCAUAAACAGUAGUCCAC